Messenger RNA from Sinocyclocheilus anshuiensis, 1293 nucleotides. RefSeq names its product potassium channel KAT1-like. NCBI's taxonomy places the organism in Eukaryota, Metazoa, Chordata, Actinopteri, Cypriniformes, Cyprinidae. Bases 46 to 1293 code for a protein of 415 amino acids. Gene Ontology annotation, cellular component: membrane. Gene Ontology annotation, biological process: transmembrane transport; monoatomic ion transport. The record is from RefSeq and is a predicted model, not a curated record. Gene Ontology annotation, molecular function: intracellularly cyclic nucleotide-activated monoatomic cation channel activity; protein-containing complex binding; voltage-gated potassium channel activity. The transcript is spliced from 8 exons.
ACAUCCUGUCUGCUGAUCACAGUUUUUUUCUGGGCAAUAACAUUCAUGCCCACUGUGUUUGAUGUUGACUAUUAUUUAUUCUUGCUCACAAUGGUUGUUGAGUUCCUUCAGAUAAUUGAGAUCAUCCUGAAGUUUCGCAUUUGUUAUUAUGAUGAUAGUGGAACCUAUAUUUCAGAAUACAGAUCAACGUCCCAUAACUACAUGAAGAGGAAAGUGGGAUUUGUCUUUGAUAUGGUCUUUUCAUUUCCAUAUGGCCUUAUAAUAUUUCACCAGAUGAAAAAAGAUCCGGCAACAUUCUUGCCUAUGAUUAUUUAUGUCCGGAUUGCUCACUUGCCACGCAUUAUUUCACUAUUAGUGUUUAUGCGGAGAGAAGAACAAUCAUUAACAAAUAAUCUUCUGUGGAUUAGGAUGAUCAAGUACUUUGUACAUUCCUUCCUCUUUGUCCACUGUGCAGCAGUUCUCUGCAUUUCAUUUGUUGACAGUCAUGGAAUAAUGUCAUGGGUUGCUGAAACAGAGGUCUAUGACUUCACUGAUAUGUAUAGAUACGCCACCUACUGGAUAUUACAGAUUUACACAACAACAGGUUAUGGUGAUAUAACGGCAUCAAACCUUGCAGAAAUGAUUGCAUGUGUUAUGAUAAUAAUUCUAUCUAAAAUUCAAGUGAUUUAUAAAAUGGGACUUCUCGUCGCUACACAAACCAACAAGAUGACACUGCAGGAAGCCUUUGAGGAAAAAUUGCAGACUAUUCAGGCACACCUGAUGCAUGAGAGAAUCCCAUCUACAUUACAAAAUCGAGUGACGCAGUUUUAUAGUUAUCAUUGGAACCGCACUAAAGGGACAUGCGCUGAGGUUUUGUUCAAAGGUGUCCCCCGCUGUUUGAAAAUGGACAUUGUGUCAAGAAUCUGCAUGCAGCAUUUAAAGAAGCAUCAUUUAUUCUCCCACCUAAGAGAACCUGUCAUGAGGGAGCUUUCCACAAGAAUUCGCUUCCAGUGUUUCCCUGUUGGAGAAUUUAUUUACAAAAAGGGAGACAUUGCCACUGGAAUGUACUUGAUAUUAAUUGGCAAGGUUAAUCUGUGCCUGGACACAAGAGGUAAAAACGUCUUCCAGCGUCUCUCUGCUGGAGCAGCUUUUGGUGAUCACUUUUUAUGGGAACAUAAACACAGUGACACUGCCAUAGCUGCAAACUAUGUGGAUAUUGCCAUACUCUCCAAAGACGCUUUGGAAGAUGUGGCUCUCUUAUGUCCAUCUGUUGGCAAACUGUUAAAGAGAGCUGCUGAAAUGCCACAGCUGUAG